CAGUUUCGGGUGAGCACACAGGAAGCCAAGAGAUAAGGAUAUAUAAAAAAAUCUAUAUAAAAAUCUACCUGAGAACCACCAUCUAGUGCAGUGUGAUUGGAAAACGACAAAAUGACCAACUGGAAGCUGAUUUUUUGCAACCUAUGUUUAAUAUCAGUGAUGUCAGCUAGUUUUGGACUGGAAGUGAAGAUGAGUCAAGCUACCGUGGAGGUUGCCAGGGGUGAUGAUGUCACCCUUACAUGUAAUUUUAAACCUAAAAGUCCAAAAAAUGAUCUUAUCGUUAUAACAUGGACUGGUGAUGCUGAUGAGACAUCUGGGGAGAAGGUCAUUUUCGGUAACUAUUACUCCUAUGGUAAAGUAGACAUUGGACCAGACUAUCAAGGCAAAGCCGUGAUAGAAACUGACCUUGAUGCAAAAACAUCGAAAUUGACUCUAAAACAAGUCACUCUUAAAGAAAGCAGAAGAAUUCGAUGUUUUGUUCAGAUUCCUGGAGACAUUGAAGGCAAAACAGCUGACACUACUUUUCUUUUGGUUCAGGUUGCACCAUCACAACCCCUUUGUAAGGUAGUAGGCACAGCAGAAUACGGACACAAUAUUAGCCUAACCUGUGUCUCUGAGGAGGGCUCACCUACACCAACAUACAAAUGGGAGAGAUAUAAUGUCAAAAAUGUCCCUCAAGCAUUUCCUCUCAAAACCACCGAAAAGGAUGGAGUUCUGUCUUUGGUCAAUGUGUCCAUGGAGACAUCGGGUUACUAUAUUUGCCUGUCAAGCAAUAAGGUCGGAUCAGCCAAAUGUAACAUGACAUUAUCCGUAAUGCCGUCCUCUAUGAAUCUUGCUACAAUCGGUAUUGUGGCUGGUUGUAUUGCUGGAGUUAUAGUGCUCAUAAUAGUCAUCAUCUGCUGCUACCGCAAACGGAAACAGAAACAGAAACCAAAAGACUAUGAAAUGGAGAAUCCAAUGGUGGAAUACCAUGACAACCCACCACUAGAAAAUACUGAGGACGGGAAUACAGACAUCAUGGCGAUCACUGAAGAGGGUACUGACAAAGCUUGCAUUGAUGACCUCAAAAAUCACUUUGAUUACCGCAGAGGUAGCCGUGAUGACCUCGAUCAAGGAGGCCGUGAUGACCUCAGAGACCCUGAUGACCGCAGAGGUAGUCGUGAUGACCUCAGAGAUCGCUAUGACGAACGCAGAGGUAGUCGUGAUGAGCUCAGAGAUCGCUAUGACGAACGCAGAGGUAGUCGUGAUGAGCUCAGAGAUCGCUAUGACGAACGCAGAGGUAGUCGUGAUGAGCUCAGAGAUCGCUAUGACGAACGCAGAGGUAGUCGUGAUGACCUCAGAGAUCGGUAUGAUGAGCGCAGAGAUCGGUAUGAUGACCAAAGAGAUCGCUAUAGAUAAAAUCAGCAAGAUCAGUAUGAUAAUCGAACCAUUUAAUUAUUAUGACCACCACCAAAAUUUUUUGCUAAAAGGACAACCACUAUGUCAAGAUGGUAUCCAGUGUUUAUUUUUGUUCUGAAGUUGUUUAAACAUGUUGUUGAAGCUACUAUAUUGUUCUAUUGUUUUAUUAGCCUAUAUUUUUCCCUGUGUUGAUAAUCAAAUCAAAUUGUGCUGUAGGCCUAUACCUGCCGAUGAAUCAUCCUUUUUGAUUUCCUUUUUGAUUUGAUUUUUACAGGAUUUUAAUAGAA
Molecule: messenger RNA, 1685 nt
Organism: Sinocyclocheilus rhinocerous
Lineage: Eukaryota; Metazoa; Chordata; Actinopteri; Cypriniformes; Cyprinidae
Gene: gpa33b
Product: glycoprotein A33 (transmembrane), paralog b
Exons: 7
Coding region: 112-1398 (428 amino acids)
Cellular component (GO): plasma membrane
Source: RefSeq, a predicted model, not a curated record